This is a messenger RNA of Symsagittifera roscoffensis, 896 nucleotides long. RefSeq names its product formylglycine-generating enzyme-like. The record is from RefSeq and is a predicted model, not a curated record. Gene Ontology annotation, cellular component: endoplasmic reticulum. Lineage: Eukaryota; Metazoa; Xenacoelomorpha; Acoela; Convolutidae.
GUGCAAAUUUUGUUGGUGCAUUCUGUAUAUACCAUGAGUAACUUUCGUGCAAAUAUUAUAUUCAUCUAUAAACUUGUGUUUAAGCUCAAACUCAAGCUCUGACCUAGAAUAAACACGGUCAUUAUUCAACCGAGACCCAACAAUUGGGCUUUAAAUCUGGUUGCUUUACAUAAACUAGCAAAAUCAUAUUUUAUCCAUGCUGUCAAUUAUGGUAUUACUCAUUGAGCCUGAAGAUAGUUGAUGCCUUUAUUAAUUAUCGCAUUCUAAAAACGUAUUCAGUUGAACUUAUUUUAAAUUUCUUGCUUUUCAAAAUUCCAAAAAAUGUCCGUCCUAACUGAGCUUGCGGCAUUUCAUUUUCUUUCGUUAAUCUUAUUUUUCUUAAACUUAUAUGGACAUCUUUGUGUAGCGGAACUUCCUGAAAAUAGAAAAAGUGAAGACUCAAUGGUGCUAGUUAAAGGGGGCGUGACCGAAGUUGGGCUGGAAAAACCCAUUAUACCACAGGACGGCGAGGGUCCCAUCCGCAAAAUUGAUGUGCCCUCUUUCUACAUAGAUAAAACGGAGGUCACAAACGCACAGUUCAAACGAUUUGUUGAUGCAACAGGUUAUAAAACAGAGGCUGAAAAAUUUGGCAACUCGUUUGUGAUGCAGAGUUUUGUGAGCGAAGAAAUCAAUUCAAAAAUUACUCAAUCGGUAGCUAGUGCCCCGUGGUGGCUUCCGGUUGACAAAGCCGACUGGCAACAUCCUGAGGGUCCAGACUCCUCAAUCAAGAGUAGAAUGGACAAUCCAGUGGUGCACGUGACUUGGAAUGACGCCACUGAGUUCUGCAGGUGGGCGGGAAAGAGACUCCCUUUUGAGGCCGAGUGGGAGAGGGCGUGCAAUAAUGGCAGACCGACUAG